GCGAGACUCGUGAGUUUACGCAAACGGCAAAAUAGCAAAAGAGAACGCGACUCAGCUAAGCGAGUUCAGCUCAAGCGCCAUCUCCGAUCGCCGGUCACCGCAUCGAUGCAGGGAGGAUCGUCGGGCGUCGGCUAUGGCCUCAAGUACCAGGCCAGGUGCAUCUCCGACGUGAAGGCCGACACCGACCACACCAGCUUCCUCACCGGAACCCUCAGCCUCAAAGAAGAGAACGAGGUCCAUUUGCUGAGGCUCUCGUCGGGCGGCACGGAGCUGAUCUGCGAGGGCUUGUUCUCGCACCCGAGCGAGAUUUGGGACCUCUCUUCCUGUCCCUUCGAUCAGCGCAUCUUCUCUACUGUUUUCUCCACCGGUGAAUCUUAUGGAGCUGCUGUGUGGCAGAUUCCUGAGUUAUAUGGACAGUUAAAUUCUCCUCAGUUGGAAAAAAUUGCCUCGCUUGAUGCUCAUUCACGGAAGAUCAGUUGUGUUCUUUGGUGGCCGUCUGGAAGGCAUGACAAGUUGGUUAGCAUUGAUGAGGAAAACAUCUUCUUAUGGGGUUUAGAUUGUUCGAAAAAGUCGGCUCAGGUCCAAUCACAGGAGUCUGCUGGCAUGCUGCACAACCUCUCUGGUGGAGCGUGGGAUCCACAUGAUGUAAAUACUGUCGCUGCAACCUGUGAAUCAUCAAUCCAAUUUUGGGAUCUUCGGACUAUGAAGAAAGCAAAUUCACUAGAAUCUGUCCAUGCUCGUGACCUAGACUAUGACAUGCGAAAGAAGCACUUACUUGUUACCUCCGAGGAUGAAUCUGGUGUACGUGUAUGGGAUCUUAGAAUGCCUAAAGCUCCUAUUCAAGAGUUUCCUGGUCACACACACUGGACUUGGGCUGUUAGGUGUAAUCCUGAUUACGAAGGACUGAUUCUGAGUGCAGGUACAGACUCAGCUGUAAAUUUGUGGUGGUCAUCUACUGCAAGCAGUGAUGAGCUGAUAUCUGAGAGGCUAAUUGACUCGCCUACCAGAAAGCUUGAUCCAUUGCUCCAUUCAUACAAUGACUAUGAAGACAGUGUUUAUGGCCUGGCAUGGAGUUCACGAGAACCUUGGAUAUUUGCAUCGUUGUCAUACGAUGGGAGGGUGGUUGUAGAAUCAGUGAAGCCCUUCCUGUCCAGAAAAUGACUUCAGGGACACUAAAUUAGGUUCAUUGCCCCUUUGCGGUCCUGGCCUUUUUACAUUUGGAGAUGCUACGAAGUAUUUCUUCUUGCUUUUUCGGUUGGUUGGGGACUUAUAAAUUCUCAUUAUAGAUUUUUUUCUCCAAUCAUUGAUUUUGAACAAGGUAUGGUUGAGAGAUCAUGUUUCUUCUUCCCAGCCCUGGAAAGCUGUUUUAUCUUUGGAUCAUUCGAGUGAAACUUCCAACCGAUUAAGGCAAGAAUUGUUAGGAGGUGUAUACUUUCUGUAACUGUAUUCAAUGAGCAUACACCUGACGGAAAAAAAAAAUCAUCGAAUCACUGUAAAACUUCCUUCACAAAUUUUUGAACUUUCCUGUUGGAGUGCCUAUGUGUUUUGGCUCUCUGCUUCAUAUACAGAGGCUGACUCUUCAUUGUAUUUUUCACCAUUGAUUGUCCAGAGGAAAUUCCUGCUCAAUUAAAAGAUAGUAGUUGUAGAGCAA
Molecule: messenger RNA, 1651 nt
Organism: Eucalyptus grandis
Lineage: Eukaryota; Viridiplantae; Streptophyta; Magnoliopsida; Myrtales; Myrtaceae
Product: WD repeat-containing protein DWA2
Exons: 13
Coding region: 106-1161 (351 amino acids)
Biological process (GO): protein ubiquitination
Molecular function (GO): protein binding
Source: RefSeq, a predicted model, not a curated record